Messenger RNA from Rhagoletis pomonella (apple maggot), 342 nucleotides. Its product is annotated as larval cuticle protein 65Ab1-like. Gene Ontology annotation, cellular component: chitin-based extracellular matrix. The record is from RefSeq and is a predicted model, not a curated record. Gene Ontology annotation, molecular function: structural constituent of chitin-based larval cuticle. The coding region runs from base 22 to 342 and encodes 106 amino acids. Lineage: Eukaryota; Metazoa; Arthropoda; Insecta; Diptera; Tephritidae. The transcript has a single exon.
CGGAAAAAUAACACAAACAACAUGAAAGCCGCCGUCAUCAUCUUCGCUUGCCUUUUGGCUGUUGUUGUCGCUCGCCCCAAUCCCGAGGCUGAAAUCGUCCGUUUGGACUCUGAUGUCGGACCUGAGAGCUACACCUACAGCUUGGAGACCAGCGAUGGCACCAAGAAGGACGAAGCUGGUCAAUUGAAGGAUGUCGGUACCGAUCAUGAAGCCAUCGUUGUUCAGGGCAGCUUCUCGUGGAAGGAUGAGAAGACUGGCGAAGUAUACACUGUCACCUAUACCGCUGACGAGAACGGUUUCCGACCACAAGGCGCUCACUUGCCCGUUGCCCCAGUUGCUUAA